This is a messenger RNA of Trichophyton benhamiae CBS 112371, 297 nucleotides long. RefSeq lists its product as uncharacterized. The transcript has a single exon. The record is from RefSeq and is a predicted model, not a curated record. The coding region runs from base 1 to 297 and encodes 98 amino acids. NCBI's taxonomy places the organism in Eukaryota, Fungi, Ascomycota, Eurotiomycetes, Onygenales, Arthrodermataceae.
AUGUUGCUGCAGGCCUUCGUAAAGGACUGUGCUUCCUCUUCGGCCCUACUCAGUGCUGAUGAUAAUGAUGAUGAUGAUGAUGAUGAUGAUGAUGAUGAUGCCUCGCUGUCAACCAAAGGCUGGCGCUGUCUCAUGGAUGGCUUGUUUCCUGCCUCUGCCUGUCAGCCUUAUUGCACCCAGUCGCCCGGGAGAAAAGCAAAAAGAGCGGUUCAGCUUGACCAACCCAUCAUCACACCAGCCAAAACCUACACCGUUUUGCUUGUCUCUAGCAUGAUCUGCCUCCUUCGCGAGCGAUGA